Apaloderma vittatum (bar-tailed trogon) is the source of this 13971-nucleotide messenger RNA. Its product is annotated as E3 ubiquitin-protein ligase RNF213-like. The transcript has 63 exons. Gene Ontology annotation, molecular function: metal ion binding; ubiquitin-protein transferase activity; ATP hydrolysis activity. Lineage: Eukaryota; Metazoa; Chordata; Aves; Trogoniformes; Trogonidae. The annotation marks the transcript as partial. The record is from RefSeq and is a predicted model, not a curated record.
GGAAGCAAGGACAUCGGUUCCACCCCGGAGCAGGAAACGGGGGAUGACGCAUCCAAACCCGACGAUGGAAGCUGGACGAUGCUUCAUGGGGAGUCAGAGCCAUCAUCGACUGAUCCACGGGUGGGAGACGGAGACAACCCCUGUAGGCAGGAUCUGGCCCCCCAGUCCCUCAGAGGCCAUGAGGCUCCUGCUAUCCCACCAAGAGAUGAAAUCCAGCUCCAGCAGAACCCAGCACACCACCAUGCGUUGGUAGAGAAGGAGAUUUACCAGAACACCGGCAUCCAUGCUCAGGGACCGUCAGGAACGCAGGAGCAGAAGCAUUAUGGGAGUCCAGGGAAGGUCCCAGGUCACAGUGUGGGAAUGGAAAUGAAACACCAGGAGAACCUCAAAAUCAAAGAUGACUGGUAUGGAGAAGGCCCAGGACCUUCCAGCAGCUGCCAGCCCAGCUCCUACCUGUUCAGUGGACCACACCCACCAGAAGACAGGAUGACCCUGGAGUUUGUUGCUGUGCUGUCGGAAUCUUGUAAGAUUGACGGAGGGUUCAAGAUCUGUGUUGUCUUCUACAAAAAGCCUGGCCUCUGUGAAGAAUUUGCCAACAUGGUGGUAAAAAGAGACAGAGUGAUCGUGGGCAGCGCCAAGAUCCCCCUUUCUCACCUGCGAGAAGGGGUCAUCUUUUAUAAAUACGCCCUCAUUAACAUCCACAGCAAAGAGCGAGAGUGUCAAUUAGAGCACAUUUCCUUAAAGAGCUCUGACAUCCCACAGGCCUUCAGAAAUGCUGAAUUAUAUCGUGUCGUGAAUUUACCCAAAACAGAGAUCAAAGCGGACGGAACAUGGACCUUGUUUGAACUCAUCAAAUGCAAGUUCCUCAAGAGCAGCUGGUUCUCCUCACACAAGCCCAACACCAAAAAGGUGUCCAAGUUGCAGAGGCACAUGGAGUACCUGCAGCACGAUUGCUUUGCUCACGCCACCCACUGGAAGUCUCUUGAGGAUAUGGAGCAGAAAUUGGAUAGGUACAAGGAGACCAUCCAGGCCUCUCUUGGGGAUGCUGAGGAGAAAAGAGAACACUUUAGUGUUCCCUUCACUUCGGCUGUGAAAGAGGUGAGAGACAAUAUCGAAGCCUUCAUACAAGCGAUCAUCAAGGACCUGAAGACCAAAGAAGAUAAGCUUCCUAAGCUGCUGUUUGCCUUUCACACCUUGUAUCGCUUUCACAUCCGCCUCCCCACCGCGUCCGUCGCUGAGGCUGAGGAGUGCUUCCAGGUCAUCAACUUCGUCCAAGGCACAUACAAAGAGCUGAGAGGAAAAAGCAAAUAUCUUCCAGCUGUGAGGCACAUGCUUCUUGAUACAGUCACUGAUGGCACCUUGUGGAUCUGGUUGGUGCCGCUGCUCUACGCGAUGAACGAGAAGAUGGAAGACCCCUUUCCUUCAAGUACAUUGCCACCACAAUCCUUCAUACAGCUGAGGACGAACAAAGAAAAGCAAGGGAAAGUCCUGAAGAUGAUAGAAACUCACAAGACCUUGAUUGCAAGAUGCCCUCCGCUGGCACAGAAGGUCUUGGGGAUGGUGGCCUUGAAGAACUUGAACAAGGCCCCUUUGGAUGCAAUUCAUCUUCCUCUCCUCUUGGAGGAAUUGUACGCGCACAUCAUGGACAUCAAUCAACCCUCGUCCAGAGUGCCUGAAGAUGAUUUGAAUGUGGCUUUGGAAAUCAUCGCUUCCCGGAUGGAAGACUUGUUGAAGGGCUUGUACCCAUCAGGGUCUUCAGCGCAACCGCUGAACCCCACGGAGGAUGAGGUCAUGCAGUGCCUGAACAUGGUGUGCCCCUUGCUGAAACAUUUGUUGGAGAAGCAGACGGAGUGGCUGUCGUUCAGCUCCAUGAUGAUAAUGCUGCGGAUACUUGGGCUGUUUUUCGACAAAAGGGAUUUGCUACAAAAGAACAAGGAAUUCCAGCAGGUUACCUCAGCAGAAAGAUUUCAAGAGUUUGCAGAUGCCACCUCGCUGUGGCUCGAGAGAUUCUUUCACAAGGUACCCACGGACAAGAAACUCUUCCUGAGAAACAUCAAGAUGUGGCAGCAGCUGCUUUCAGUGAAGAUCCUCUGCGAGGAGUGGACCACGGAGUGGCGGGGCUUGAUCCUCAAGAGGUUUCAGAAUUGGCUGAUGAAGAUUAACGGCCAAUCCCUUGGAGAUUUCUGCCUGGCUUUCCUGGAAACAGAGGAGCAGUAUGACGCGGAGUUGGAGAACUACUUUGUGAAUCACAUCAACCAAUGGAUCAGAGAGGUCAAAAAAAGAGAAUCAGAGUGCGCCAUCAGUGACCGUGCAAAAGAACUCAUUUCCGAUGUGCACACGUUCUCCACCUUUGUGGGAAAACACGUUUUCCUGGGAGAUAUUCCCUGCAGUAUCCUCUCUGACAUCUUGAAGCAUAAGGAGCAGUUUAAGGAGAUGCUGUGUGCCUGCGACUCCUCUUUCUCCAAGUGUAUAACACAGGUGCUGGAAGUCAGGCAACAGGAGUUUGAGCAACUGGAAGUGCUGAAGGAGCAAAGAUACUCCUUUCUCUGCCUGUGCUGUUGCAUAGAGGACAUGAUAAAAGUGGAUACAAGUACCGUGCUUAAAAGCAUCAUGGACAACGGAAGUUUUAAGGAUCAGAUGUCAGUGCGGAAGUUCUCCACCGACGGCAUUCCCACCUGUUUAGUGGAUACAAGUACCGUGUGUAAAAGCAUCAUGGACAACGGAAGUUGUAAGGAUCACAUGUCAGUGCGGAAGUUCUCCACCGACGGCCAGAGUGAAAUGGAACCCAACAACCUUGACAACUAUAGUGGCAUGAUGCAAAAACUUCAUGUCGUGAAGACAAGCAGAUGUUUCCAUAGGCUGUGGAAGAUGCGAGCAAAGCAAAUCAAAGCCACAAUCCCUGAAGGUCAAGUCCUCUCCAUAGAAGAAGUUCAAGAAAAACUUUAUAAGCCAGCCAUCGCUGACUUUCGUCAAACCUACUUGUCCCUCAAAGACCUCUCCAUCACCCUCGGAGAGGUACAGAGCCAGUUUGAGAGGGUGCUGGGAGAGAAGAAGGGGCUCCAGGAGGAGUUUCAAAUCAUGGAGGAAAGCGAAGGGUGUUUGGAAGGUGACUGGAUGGCAGGUGUGGUGGAGAGGAUUGAAAACUACCUGACCCUCUCGGAAGUGGUGAACACUGCCAAGGUGAUCGAUGCUCUGCGACAGAUACUUCAGCUGAAGGGGGAUUUCCAGAUUCUCAGUGACCUGGCAAAAUACGAAGAGGAGGAAUUCAAGAAGAAGCGACUCGAUUUUAUGACCGAAGACUUAAUGAAUGUGAAAAAAAUUUUGAGUGACAUUCCCCAGAGAGUCUUGAACUUUUUGAGGGAACUUCUGGAAUGUGCAAGGAGCGGGUUUACCUCUUGGGUCAAGACCAUAAUCGAAGAAAAGACACAAAUCCCCGCGUUUGUGGAGGUGACAUCAAUUUCUGUGGGUGAAAACACCAUGGAUAUGGACAGACUGAAGUUCUUCCGCGAUGCCAUGGUUGCUUCUGCCCCCAUCAUAUACGACCUGAGUCCCACAGCUGGGUUUGAGCAGUUCUCUGCAGCUCUGUCUUGCGUCACAGAAGCCAUCGCAAAAGACAGUAAUCUCCCCAAUAAGCUGAAAGAUUCCUGGGACAGCAAAGAGUGGAUACAGAAGCUUCACAACUUUCAUGGCUCUGUGGAGCAUUCAUCGAUCUCUCAAGCUGGAAACAUCAGCAGAAAUGGGAUUUUUACCAUCCUGAAACCUCCAAAAUUCAAGGCUACGCUUGAAGACUGUGUCUCGGUACAACUGCAGAAUGAUGGUGAGAAGAGCACAUCUCCAGCAGACCAGGAGGCCAAGAAAUACAGUUUGUCUCAGCUCACAGAGCUCCAGAACAAGCUCAUGUUGAUCACCACCAAGGCUGAGAAGGGCAGAGAGGAGGCGAACCGUUUCUUGGAGAUACUGGAAAAAGUCAAAACGGUUGGGAAGCUGUAUCUGGAGCUUCUCAGCAUUGGCAACAUCCUCUUCAUUGACUGGAAGGCUGAAAUCUACUGCAACCCCCAGAAAGAUGUGAAAGUCUACACGGAGUUUGGAAUUUCUGGGAUCCUUGUUCAAACCACAAGACCCCUCCUGGAGGAGCUGGACAGUCUCUCUAAAGCGAUGGAGCAUUGCCUGGCAGAGUGGAAGAAGUACCUGGAGACUCAAAGGGACACCUACUAUCAUCUCAAUCUGUUCACUGCACACCAGCUCUUCUAUUUGUGCAGCCAGCUGGCCAGAGUCCAGAAAGGCAUCGUAGAACCGCAGGUGCUCACCAUGCUUUCUGCCAUCAAGCAUGACAUUACAGCAGAAGAUCUCAGAAAGGCCCUGGGGGAUGCGCUGAUGACUCCUCUCGACUCUGUGAAGCUCAUCAACAGCUUGGCCGAAUCAGGCUACGACAAGUCGGUGGCACAGGCAGCCUUGCAGAGCUGCCUGUCCAACUCUCCUAUCACAGAGCAGAUGCUCAUGGAUUUCGCCUUUGAGGAGGGCGACAACAAGGAGUUGGUGGAAGAGCUCAGCAAGUUAUACGAGGAGAAGAGAGAAGCCUUCCUGCAGAAGAGCCGGAAAUUUAAGACCCGGAACAGAGAAGUUGACCAGGUUUCCUUCAGCACCCUGGCGCGUAAUGAGGUGACUGCCUCGUUUGAGAGUUUGCCAUCUAUUUACGACAAGGUGAAUCUGCUCUGGGAUGCCUACUGUAAGAAAUUUGCUGGCCUAGUGUCUGAUAAAUACAUAGGCUUGGAUGUUUUUGGGGAGACGCUGAAGCACUUGGCCGCUCUAGAAAGCAGGCACAUCGAGAGAAGUUUACCCGUAAGCUUUGAAAUGGGGAAACCAAUCCUUGUCAUGUGUAAGGAAGAGGAAAUGCUACCCAACAUGUUAUUUGUCUACCGACACACUGAGACAGCACCUCUCCCGUCCUACGACGAGGUCCUGGUGUGCACGCCCGACACGGAGGAGGAGGAAGUGGAGCUGCUUGUCAGGAGAGCUCUUUCCCCGGGUUCCCAAGACCAAAAGAUCUACUGCUUGCUGGGUGCCGAUAAAUUAGUUUAUAAAGUUUCCAAACAACUCGAGUCCCACUUCUUCCGCCUGGUGCAAUUUUCCAGCAUCCCCAACUACAGAUUCAUCAUCUUCUGCAAUGCCAAAGCUCACAACUCUUAUGUUAUCACGGCCUUUGAUGCCUACAAGGUGACCUUCCCGUGCUACUCCAAGACAGAAAUCCAGACCUACCUGAAGAUGCAUCUCCAAGUGCCGAGCGGGACAGCACCCGUCGCUCAAGCCUUUGAAGAGCCCGAUCAGCAGCAGAAUGUGAAGUUUGUCUUUUCGGAGCGAGAAGGAAUGGGGAAGUCUCUCUUUGUGGACAAUAUCACCAGAAAGGUCCGUGCCCAGCUGGGUGGUUCGCUACUGCUUCAUAAAACCAUCAGGCUGCUGGAGUCAGACAUCGAUUUCCAGUUCUUCGUGGAGGAACUCUUCUCCGUCGCAGAAUCCGUGCCCGACAUUCAGCCCAGCAUCUUCCACAUCGAUGUGUCUCCAGUGGUAUCAAAGGGUCUCUACCGGCUGCUGAUUGACCUGUGCAUCCUGCGGCACAUCCAGAGGCCCGACGGCUUGGUCUGGAAGGGCAAACCCUGUCACCUUUACUUGAUUGAGUAUUUGGCCAAAGGGAAAGGUGUCAGCAGUACAAAGAAGCAAGAGAUGUCCACUGAAAUGGAAGAAAAGUUCCUGGAUCUUUUUCCUACCGUGGAGUGUGUAUCGCCGCUGCGAGUGCUUGACUUGCUGGGAGAUCCCACCUCUGUCUCUUCUGCGGAACUGAGGAAGGAACAGUUUGACCGGAGCAAGCUAAGUAACGACAUUUUCCAAAGAGCCUACCAAUACCUCCGCAGAUACAAACAAAAGGAAAACCUUGACUGCUUUACUUUUGUCCCUGGAAAGAUCGAAGGGACGGAGAAAGAAUGCCUGGAGUGCUUGGUGGAGUUCUGUGGGAGAAGCAACCCCUCCUGGACCGAGGUCAGCAACUUCACACACUUCUUGAACUUCCAGUUAAGAAAGUGUGAGAAAUCGGUCUUCUGCAGUCGGGUGGUCAUAAAAGAGUUGUGUGGCUUCAAAGCAUUCGUCAUCAAGUUCAUGAUCGCCAUGUCCAAGGACUUUGCCAUGCCCUCCCUCAACAUGUCGGAUGAAAGCGUGCCGAGGGAAGAGCAGAAGGAGACGGACAGUGUUUUGAGAGAGUACCAGCUAAGACGCAAGUGGGAGCAGGAGUCUCACCCUUACGUAAUCUUCCACGCUGACGAUGAUUCCAUGGAGUUUCUGGGGUUCCAUGUCAACCACAAUCUUGAUGCUAUUGAUGCUUAUUCCCAGGCUGUUUUGGAGGAGGCGGUUAUGAGCAGGCAUUUAUACAGGGCCUUGGCACUGCAAAAGGUUCCUUUCAAUAGGAAAUUUGAAAGCUUAUCCCGAACCGAGCAGUUGGAGGCCCUCUGCAGAGUCUUUGGUGUGAAAUGCCCAGCAGAUCCAGAUACUUCGUACCAGUUGACUCUGGACAACACCAUGAAGAUGGUGGCCAUUCACCUGCGGUUCCAGUGUGGCAUCCCUGUGACCAUCAUGGGUGAAACAGGCUGCGGGAAGACGAAGCUGGUGCAGUUCAUGUGCAACCUGCAAAGGGCGGGCAGGGAAAUUCAGAAUAUGCUGGUGGUGCGGGUUCAUGGCGGCACCACCCCCAAAACCAUCCAGGAGAAGGUGAGGCAGGCUGUGGAGCUGGCACAUGCCAACGAAAAAAAGCACAACGUAGACACGGUGCUCUUCUUCGAUGAAGCCAACACCUCAGAGGCCAUCUUUGCGAUCAAAGAAGUGCUGUGUGACCACAGCGUCAACGGAAAACGGAUUUCCACUGACCGCUUAAAAGUGGUGGCUGCUUGCAACCCUUACAAAAGACACACCAAGGACACCAUUGAGAAACUGGAGAAAGCUGGCUUGGGAUACCGCGUCCGGAGUGAGGACACCCCGGAGAAGCUGGGUUACAUUCCUUUGCGGCAGUUGGUGUAUCGGGUGCAGCCCCUUCCUCCCAGUUUAUUGCCUCUGGUCUGGGACUUUGGGGAGCUGAACGAGAAGACGCAAAGCCUGUAUAUCAGGGAGAUUGUAAAGUCCACCGUGGGGACCAAGAUCCCCAUGGAAAACCUGGAUGUCUUCACCAAUGUCAUAUCGGCCUCCCAGAAGUUCCUGAGAGAGAGGAAGGACGAAUGCAGAGUUGCCAGCCUCCGGGAUAUAGAGCGCUGCAUGAAAAUAGUGCUCUGGUUUUACGACUUAAGAGACCUGCUUUUCAGCGAGAUUGAUCAGAAGAAGGAGUGUGAGGUGCAAACCUUAAACCACGCGCAAAGGGCUUUGGUUCUUUCGGUAGGGGCCUGCUACUACGUGUCUCUGGAGAGCCGCCAGGAGUACCUGGAAGAGGUUGCAAAAUGCUUCUCGGUCCAGGCGUCCUGGCUACAGCAAGAGAUUGAGUUGUGCCAGGAGGUGUUUCUUGAUAACCUCUCCAUUCCUGAGGAGACAGCCCGCAACAACGCUCUGAGGGAGAACGUCUUCAUGAUGGUUGUCUGCCUGGACCUCCAGGUGCCGCUCUUUCUGGUUGGGAAGCCGGGAAGCUCCAAAUCCCUAUCCAAAACCAUCGUGGCAAAUGCCAUGGGCUAUAUGUCAUCCCGAAGGCCGUUGUUCAGAAGGUGCAAAGUGGUCCAGCUGGUCUGCUUCCAGUGCAGCCCCCAUUCCAAGCCAGAAGGCAUCAUCUCCACGUUCCGACAAUGCGCUCAGCUCCAGGAGGGCCAGAACCGCGAUGAGUUCGUACACGUGGUUCUGCUGGAUGAGAUCGGUCUUGCAGAAGACUCACCCGAUAUGCCGCUGAAGACGCUGCAUCCACUCCUGGAAGACGGAUGCAUUGACGACGAGAAACCAGAGGAUUACAAGAAAGUUGGCUUUGUGGGCAUCUCCAACUGGGCCUUGGACCCUGCCAAAAUGAACAGGGGCCUUCUCGUCCUUCGGACCGAGCCUAGCAGGGAAGAGCUGGUGAAGACUGCCAAAAGCAUCUGUGCUGACCAACCUCACCUUGACAGAAUCGAAGAUUUGUUCCCCAUUCUGGCAAACUUCUACUGCAAAGUGCUGGAAAAACAGAAAACCGAAUUCUUUGGGCUUCGCGACUUCUAUGGCUUAAUUAAGAUGUUUGUCUCCUACACACGGGACAUGAAGUGCAGGUCUCGAGAGGAGUUCCUCCUAAAGGCCAUUCAGAGAAACUUUGGAGGUUUCAGCGAUAUCAAUCCUCUGGAACUCUUCCAUCAGUGCAUCAGUGAUGUACGUCUGCCCAACCAGAUGGAAGCCAGCUGCAUCACUCUGCUGGAGGAAAACAUGGACACACAGAAAACCAGUUUGACAUCUCGUUACCUCCUGUUGCUGACAACCAACAACGCCGCCUUUCAGAUCAUCCAGCUGACGCAGCUUAUAGACACGGCCAACUGUGACGUCAUAUUUGGCUCUGGAUUCCCACGGGACCAGGAUUAUUCCCAGGUGUGCCGCUCCGUGAACAGGGUGAAAAUCUGCAUGGAGAUAGGCAGGCCCGUGGUCCUCCUCAACAUACAGAACCUUUAUGAGAGCCUUUACGAUGUCCUCAACCAAUGCUUCAUCAGCCUGGGGGGCAAUUACUACGUUGACCUGGGCCUUGGCACUCACAGGGUGAAGAGCCGCGUGAAGAAGGAAUUCCGGCUGAUCGUUAUAGAGGAGAAGCAAGUGGUUUACGAACAGUUCCCCCCGGCUCUGCUGAGCCGCCUGGAGAAGCAUUGCUUGGACAUGAGCACCAUCGUCGAUGGGAAAAAGAAAGACCUGAAGUUCGACCUGGAGACAUGGGCCAGGCAUUUUGUCUACAUGGAGAAGCCUGAUAAUUUCAGGGACUGGUCCCACGGGCUCGCUCCCAAGGAACACGAUGUCUUCAUUGGCUUCAGUGAGGACACGUCCGCUGCCGUUGUGCUGGACGUCACCCAGCACAUCCACCUCGGACGUUACGGAGAUCCAGUCUUCUUCGCUGCCACCAGCAAGCUGGUGGAGUGUGCCACUCCUGACUCCAUCCUGCGCCUGAAGUACUCCGCGCUGGAGAAUGCUGAGCAGAUCCAGGACCUGUAUUUCAUCAAGCAGAAGCACAACACCCUGGCCAGCCUCUUGUGUGAGAUGCUGAACCAGCAGAAGAAGAAAGGGAGCACCUCCGGGCUGUGCCUGCAGGUUUCCACCCAUGCCAGACUGCUGACCCAGAAGGAUUUAAAAGUGCUGAGGAAGUCAUCCAUUCUCCCAAAGACAAUCCACUGCCUCUUCCUAAGCCAGUUUGACACAGAACACGCUUUCCGCCAGGAACUCAGGUACUGCAUCACAGACGAGCAAAGGAGGUCGGCCAGCCCCCACCUGUUGCACAUCGUGCUGAUCACUAAAGUCCCGCGGGUCUUGGGAGGGUGCAGCUACCUGGCUUUUGACAGCGGUGAAUGGAGAUCUGUUCACUUGGAUGACCUGACGCCCCCGGAGAACUUUAAGGCCAAUCUCGGCCAGCUUUCCAAAAUGAGCGUUGCUGAGAUUUUCACAAGCAGCUCCCUGCAGCAGCUCCCAGCAGGUUCCCCAGAGGAUUCUGCUGACCUGGAAAGCCUCAUCGAGUCAGGUCUUUACCCAGACAAAAAUUUCCUCAACAUGGAUGCAAUGAUCAAAGGGAGCAUCCAGAAGGCUCUGAUCAAGCUGGAGGACAAGAAGGACAACAGCAAGCGAUCAAUGGAGAGAAUCAAGAUCCUUCAUAACUUGCUUUUCCAUGCUGAGACUAGUGUUUCCAGCCGCUUCAUGACCAUCCUGAAGAAGAGAAUUUGUUACCUCCUACAAGAUCGAGAGAAACUGAUCUCAGAGCCGAGAGGAUGGAUUUUCCGCAGGGCGCUCUCUACCGAAUUCAUCCUGGAGGACACAUCGUUCAGGCAAGCACUCUGGAUGCACCUGGAAGACCUCGUGGUGGACAGCUUUGCCCAAAUCCUUGCUGUGGUGGAUGCCAACAACAACUUGGAUCACGUCUCUCAAGGCUCUCCGCUGGCAGAACUGUGGCUCCGGAUGUUCCAAGAUGAAACAUUUCUAAAAAUUAAACACACCAGCAAGGCAGCAGAGGCUAAGAUUUCCACGUUAUCAAUGACCGAAGACCCCAACAUCUCCCUCUCCUGCCAGUUCCCAUUCAGCUGGGUUUUGAAAGCCUACCUAGACGACGUAUGGAAGAAGGUCUAUCAUUUGAAAGACAAGCCCGAAAAGCCGACGGAGGAAGUGGCCACGUUCUACCAAACCUUCAUGGAGAACGUCUUGAUGCCAGAUCCAGACGUGCUGCCCUAUUACGUCAAUGACUUUCUCAGGAUGGCUUUUCCUGGACAAGAUCACUCUCUCUACGAGAUUCUCUCCAAAGUUUUCCUUGCCAGCGCACAACAACUCUGCUCCUCCGUGGGUGGGGGAAAAAUGGGCUUUUCCCCUAUUUGGCUUCACAUGGAAUAUUUCUACCUCCAAGACGAUUACCAGCUCUUUGUUGACAUAGCCAAAAGCAAUGACAAUGUCAUCAGCGAGCUGCAGGCGAUGUAUGAGGAGAACCCCCCCGAAAUGUUUGUCACUCUCGAUGCCUUGAACAUUCUCCUGAAGAAAGUGGAACCCUCUGAAAAUGGACUUCUGCCCUUUGAUGCCUGCGUAGCCUGGCUCAAAAGCGUCAAGUCCAUUAAGCCCUGGAUGCAGUGGAUCAGUCUGGACAACUACCAGCUUCAGUUCUACCAGAACAAGAAGAAACUCCUGGAUGCUGUGUUACAUCGCUGGGCCUGCACCAACAUUGUCUACAUGUUGAUUGACCACCUGCUGCACAACGAGAAACAAAUAGAGGAGAAACUCCUCAAGAUGGUGGUGAAGCAGUUCAUCUUCCUCUGGAAGCGCCUCUAUAAAACGCCGGGAUUUGAGCCAGAGAAGACUUUUGAUUUGGUGACAAAAGUGCUGAAGAUAUGCAACGAGAAGGCCGACGUUGUGUAUCUGGUGAAGGGCGUGAAGGAGUGCAAGAACUGCCUGCGGGAGAUCACUGACCCGGCAGAGCUGCCCUGCGGCCACAUCUUCUGCACUCGCUGCAUCUUGGAGUGGGUGAACAAGCAGUGUAAGAUCUGCAAGAAAGUGUUGCCGGAGGAUUACACGCCCACGGCUUCCGAGGUCACGAGGUUCAGCGAUGGCAAGGUUCACUUGGGAGAAUACCUGUCCCAGAUGGAGAAGAUUAUACCCAGCCAGAGUAACAUGAACCAUUUCUACUUCAUGGUGGUGCACUGCCUGGAGGAUUUUAUGUAUGCUUCUUCUGAAGAUGUCAGCCAGCUUGCUGAAAGCUGCCUCUCCACGGCAGACCUGUCUGCGUUCUGCAAGCUUGAGGUCUCAAGAAUUAACACCCUCCAGUUCAUCGCCCAGCUCCGGCUCUCCAUCAGCCACGUGGCCACCGUGCUGGCCAGACAGAUGCUUUCCAAUCCCAGCACACCUGCUGCCAAGAGGAAUGAGAAGGAGCACGACCUGGUGAACGCAAUGAAGAAGCUGGUUGAGAAGGCUCCGACUCCAUGGCCUCAAGUGUUCCUCAUGAGAAAUCUCUGUGACAUUUGUGGGAUCAUGCCUUUGUGUAAGAUCCUCAAAGUGGAGAAGUGGAUUUUACCCCAAGGGGUAGACAUUUCACAGUCUGUCAUAGGACAAAUGGAGAACAUCCUCCGGCUGCGAUUCGUCCCAGAUGACCUGCCGGAGGACAAACUGACGAAGAUCGUGGAUGCUUUGGGUAACAGUGAAGACCCAGGCCUGCUGGAGGUUGUCUUCCACACUGCGCUCACCCUGGCCUUGUCCCCGAGCCACAUCACUCACCUCUUUAGGAACAUCUGCUUCAAGCCUGAUGUGGUGAAGGGGUCCUACCUUCCCACCAUGCCUGGAGACCUGCUUUUUGAUAAGAACUGGAAAAUUGGUGACACAGAAAAGGUUUGGCGUUGUCGGUGUGGCUUACCCUGGAUUGUCACCGAAUGUGGGCGUCCCACGGAAAAGAAGAAAUGUAAAUGUGGUGCAACUGUUGGGGGAGUUUGGCACACACCUACGAAAGGCUUCGUUGAGGACGACGUCACUAAGGACAAAACAGAGAAAGGGUACAUCCUGAAGAGCCCUCUCUCACGGAGAAAUGAGGUGGAGAGGUGCCUGUCGCCUGCCUGCGUCAGUCUGGUGAGAGCUCUGCUCCACUCUUCCCUCCUGCUGGGGAUCUACACUGACAAACGGGCAAUUCUAGACCUGAUGAAAAAGGAACCAGAGGACGUGGAAGAGUUCUUCUGGAGCCACCUUCGGAAAGAUGUGGAGUGCCUGGCGGAGGCACUCAGCAAUAAGAGUGUAGCCUUGAGCAUCCUGCCUGAGAAAAAGGACCGAGACAAAUGGGAAAGCUCCUUCAAAGCCCUGGCCCAGCCCUUUUUCCAGGAACUGGAGCAGAGCCUUAAUUCUGUCAAGAAGCAGAGGAUGAAUGAAGGCCCCCAUAGCGUCCUCCUGAAGAUAAUUUACAGCCAGAAACCCCCUUUGGAACAUCUGCCAAAGCAGGGGUUGAUCAACCAGCCCUGCAUGUGGAGAUCUGAACAGAAGACAACCAUCCAGACGCUGAUGCAUUUGCUGCAGCUGGAAGAUCGAGAAGGCACUGGAAAUCCAUAUCCCAUUCUGCUGGAGCUCCUGUCAAAGCUUGAGAACAUCCAACACGUCCGACACCUGCCGGACAUCUUCCGUCUGCAGAAUGCCCUGAUCCACUUCUUCCAAAACAGCCACGGAGGGGACUACACAGUCCAGCAAUUCCUGGACCAGCCUGGACUUUCAGAGGACCAGCAUUCGUCAUUCAGAAGAGCUAUAGAGACAAUCCAGAAAGUUUGGAGCAACAUUAAGACGAACCCAUCCAGUUCAGGCAUCACCAUCCUGCCAGACAUCUCGCCGAACAGCAUCAACACCAACACUCCCAUCGUUCACCUCCUCCCCACCCAACCAUCCAUCAGCCACCUGGUGACCGCGUUCCUCAUACAGCUGCAAAACAGCUGCGUCGACACGGCCGCACGGGUCACCGGGGAGAGGCAACGGUCCAUCUCUGCAGAAGAGGUGAAGCCCUCCUCUGUGCUGGCCAUAACCAAGAACAGUCUGGUGACCAUGGCACUCACCAACCUGCAGUAUGAGAUAGACGAAGACGGCAAGAAGACGACCUACUUUGACUUUGAGAUGCUGCAGCGGCAAGUGGUUCACCGCUUCAUCAGUGGGAAGCCCAUCAUUAAGGCUCAGACAGCUCCAUCCAUUGCCCUCAACAACGUGAGGACCCUUGAGGUAACCAAGAGGAAAAUCAGGGAACAACUGCCGCAGGAGCUCCUCAGCGACAACCAGCAGAAGCGCAUCAUGGAAGAGGCCCGUUCGGUCAAUGCCCUCUCCCAGGCCCUGGCCACCUUGAAGUUCCUGGCUGUGACGGGGUGUGCCUCGGAGCGCCCGCUGCCUGAGUACGUCCGGCAGGAGCUGAGGAUGGACAUCGGUGCAAAGCAGCUCCUGGAUGUGCCGGUGGUGGCCCACACCCGGCUGAAGCAUGUCCUGUCGCUGUGGCAGGUCCUGGCGGCUCGCAGGUCCAUGUUGUUGGUACAGAUGAACCAGGAUCCCUUCUGCCUGGUGCCCAAGGAGUUCCACAGACAGCUGUCUCCUCAGAAAGCAAAACGUCUGGCCUUGGACUUGUCCAACACCAACCUCAACCUCUUCCUCAUAGAGCUGCACGAGAUGAUCAUGGUGGCACUGACCAACUUUCAGCCUGACUAUGAGCUGAAGGAUGCCUUUAAUUUCUUCCUGGAAGACAACAAGGUCCCCGAAACCUCUGUGACCUCCCUCACGGAUGCCCUGAAGUCAGACAUUCUUGUCAAGAACAUCCUCUCC